UUGUAGAUAAAUGGAAUGCUGUUAAAUUAGAUUGAAAAUAUUGGUCUGCUACUAAAUAUCCAUACCAUAUUCAAAAUUGCACUGUUCAGUAACUUACCAAAUAUUUUGUUAUAAAGAUAAUGCAGAUGGUCUUUAAUCCUCUCAAUUCCCCAUUAUUACAAAUUCUAUAAGAAAAUGAACCUGAAUUAAUUGAUUUCUUUUGAACUAUUUCUCUUCCAGGCUUUUUGAGAGAAGAACUUCAAGUUCAUGGAUCUUGGGAACCUCACUAGGAUAUCUGAAUUUGUCCUCUUGGGUCUCUCCCAAAUGUGGGAGUUGCAGAGUUUUCUGUUCCUGGUGUUUCUGUUUGUCUAUACUACUACAAUACUGGGCAACAUCCUCAUCAUGGUCACAGUAACCUUUGAUACCCGGCUUCACACUCCCAUGUAUAUCUUACUUCGAAAUCUGGUCUUUCUGGACCUGAGUUCUUCCUCAGUUACUGCCCCUAAGAUGCUGAUUGACUUUCUCUCAGAGACCAAGACCAUUUCCUACAAUGGCUGCAUGGCCCAGAUCUUCUUCUUCCAUUGCAUUGGAGGGGCUAACCUGUUUUUCCUCUCAGUGAUGGCCUAUGACCGCUACAUCGCCAUCUCCCGUCCCCUCCAUUAUGUCUCUAUCAUGAAUACACAAUUAUGCAUGGGACUGAUGGCGACUGCUUGGGCAGUGGGCUUUUUGCAUUCAUCUAUUCAGUUGAUUCUUCUCAUCCCAUUGCCAUUCUGUGGUCCCAACAUCAUAGAUAAUUUCUACUGUGACAUCCCCCAGGUUCUAAGACUAGCCUGUACUGACACCUCCCUCCUGGAGCUCCUCAUCAUCACUAACAGUGGGCUGCUGGUCAUUAUCUGGUUCAUCAUCCUGAUGGUCUCCUACACGAUCAUCCUAGUGAUGCUGGGAUCCCACUCAGGGGAGGGAAGGAGAAAGGCUGCCUCCACUUGUACCACCCACAUCAUUGUGGUGGCGCUGCAUUUUGUGCCCUGUAUCUACACAUAUGCCCGGCCCUUCACCACCUUCCCCACAGACAAAGUCAUUUCCAUCAGCUAUACAGUCAUGCCUCAUAUGCUGAACCCCAUGAUAUACACUCUACGAAACCAAGAAAUGAAGUCAGCUGUGAGACGGUUGUGGACCCGACACUCAAUGCCCAGAAGAGAUUGAUUAGUUAAUCAAUUAACAAAGAGAAUUUUUUGAGACUUCUCAUAGAACUCCGUCUCCCUCUAAUUUACCUUUAAUCAUUAAAGAGUUAGGAUGCAUAUGAAUAAGAAAACCAAGGGAUGUUGGUAUUCAAGUCAAUGAACAUUUAGUAAAACAUCUUAAAUGGGCAAAGCACUAUGUUAAGUGCAAGGAAUCAGAAGGAUAAAAAGUAAUUCCUCAAAAAAUUUACCCUCUCCUAGGGGUGGG
This is a messenger RNA of Antechinus flavipes (yellow-footed antechinus), 1425 nucleotides long. RefSeq names its product olfactory receptor 4D1-like. The coding region runs from base 247 to 1182 and encodes 311 amino acids. The record is from RefSeq and is a predicted model, not a curated record. Gene Ontology annotation, biological process: G protein-coupled receptor signaling pathway. Gene Ontology annotation, molecular function: olfactory receptor activity; G protein-coupled receptor activity. The transcript has a single exon. Gene Ontology annotation, cellular component: membrane. Lineage: Eukaryota; Metazoa; Chordata; Mammalia; Dasyuromorphia; Dasyuridae.